UUUAUAUCCAAUCAUUAGUCACAAAACACGGAAGUGCGCUGUCGUUUGUUGAAGCUAGUCGAUCAUGGAGAACGUAAGCUAGUGAGGCUUAUAUUGUUUUAGUACAACAUUCAGAAUACAAGGAGAGAAAACUGUCGACCUAGUAAGUGUUUCCAAACAGUCUGCAACAGAAUGAUUGACGACUUUGAGAGACAGGAAGUUCGCACCAGCGGGGAGCUUUGGUCCCAAAUAUGUGGUCCCAGUCAGCCUGAGAUGCAGACUGAGACCUCCUCAGACCACAACACUGAAUUUCAAGACUCCUUCCAGCCAGAAGCACCAGUAGGAGCACAGGUUCAUGGCCAGUCUAAUGGGACCAGCAACACCAAUUCUACCAGUACUAAAUGGGAACCCAUGGAGGACUCUGAGACGUACAUUGCCAGUUUAGAGAACCGACUGAAGAAGCUGAAGGGUCAGUCCAGUGACGUCACCUCCAGGGACAUGCUGCGAUGCUUGUCUCAAGCCAAGAAGGAAUGCUGGGAUAGAUUCCUGCACGAUGCACAGACCUCUGAGCUCUUCCAAAGCAGUGACAUGGACGAGAGCACCCUUGAACACCUCAAGAGGUGGUUGGUUCCAGACAAGGUGGCCAUCAGUGCAGAGGAGUUGGAGUUUCUACUGAGGCCGGCCCAGAAGGAGGACCACGCCCAAGUGGACCAGCAGCAACAAGGGGAGGGGGAGGAACGUCACCAUGCUGAGGAAGAUGACUCUCAGAGCCCUGAGAAAUGAGACUGAAAUGCAACAUUAACAAAACAACCAAUAUGGCGAUACAGUAUGUCAAAACGUAUUAGCUUUCAUGUUUUGUCUGUGCACCACAGGAGGUGUUGCCGUAUAACAUCACAUUCCCACUAUCUUGCCGGCAAUCAUCUCCCUUUAAGUCAUGUUGUUCAAAGGAGCAUCAGCAUUGUCAUGUGACUGGGAUGCUUUAGCACUUUCUGCAGCAGCGGUGACAUUUGAUGCAUGUUGCACUUGUAUGCCAAAGCAUGGGCGUGCUUAAAUGUCAGCGGCAGUGAAACAUCAUUGAUUAGCAGUAUGCAGCGACAUGACACAUGUAAAAUGAUGGAAAAACAUGCUGUGUAGUACAGUGAAUAAAAUUUGAUUCAUUUGCAUCUGCCA
Molecule: messenger RNA, 1149 nt
Organism: Dunckerocampus dactyliophorus (ringed pipefish)
Lineage: Eukaryota; Metazoa; Chordata; Actinopteri; Syngnathiformes; Syngnathidae
Gene: ccdc32
Product: coiled-coil domain containing 32
Exons: 4
Coding region: 172-762 (196 amino acids)
Biological process (GO): cilium organization
Source: RefSeq, a predicted model, not a curated record